This is a messenger RNA of Durusdinium trenchii, 1027 nucleotides long. The record is from the annotation of a GenBank genome assembly. NCBI's taxonomy places the organism in Eukaryota, Dinophyceae, Suessiales, Symbiodiniaceae.
GGACUCUACCAUGCACUCGAGCUGGCAUUUUGCGUUCCUCAAGAUGACGGUGUUCCACGUUCUCCAGAAUGACUGACUGCCAUGGCUUGUCAGAAGAUGAAGCCAAAAUGCUGCUGGAGUUGGAACUAUUGGCUGUCAGUGCGACACCUCCAAGAGGAGAUGAGGCGCCGCACCGACCUUCCCCUAAGUCCUCCAAAGCACGAUGCGGAGGCCAAUCACAAACACGAGGCAACCUGGGCCUCAGAAUGCGGGCAGUUAAGGAGGAAGAGGAGGAGGAGGAGAGAGCUGUGAGUGGGGGCUUCAACAUUGAAAUGGAAUAUGAUGCAGAUUGGACAGAAGAGGCGGAAGGAUCCUGGAGAGCCUUUGGGCCGGCCUGCCGCAGUUUGCCUGUGUUUUGUGGCAGCGACGUCAGUACAGCACCAUCAAGUGGCGGCGCUUUGUUUGAAGAUUCACAAGACAACCUGUUGGACCUGCACGCUUGGGAAGACAAUGAGCCCCAGGAGCCCCUAGCAUUGGUUCGAGAAUGCCCUGGAGACGCCAUGGGCGCUGAUAUUUGGACAAAGGGUGCCAAGGACCAAGGUCGGCGAGCAACAGCGAGACGAGGACCCAUGGCUCAGGACAAACAUGCGAAAGGUGACUCAGGCAUAGCCAGCCGAAUGGUGAUGGUUUUUUCGUGUCCCUGUGAAAGCCAAGGUCACCAUGCUUCAUCAGUCGGUGCUGCCCGAGGAGCCCACGCUUCUACUUCACAAGCAACAGCGCAACCAAAGAUCCGCAUCCUGGUAAGACCAGCAGCCGAAGUCACAGAAUUGGAGCACGAGGUGCACAUGCAGCACACAACUCAGAAAGAAGCACCAGAGGAUCCGUGGUGUACAGGCCCCGAUCCUUGGUCAAUGGGCCGCGAGCGGGGCGCACAAGGCCGAGGUGGACAAGGCAGAAACCGCCGAUGCCACGCGGGAUAGCUUUUGCAGAAAACAGCAAUGUGAGGUGGACCGGGGGGUCGUGCUUUUUGCAUUUUGUGUAGUUGUUG